UUUUUUAUUUUUUUCAAAUCGAGAUCAUCAUGAAAGACACAUUACUUCCAGUACCAGGAGAUAGGGAAUCUAGGAUAAAUAGUUAUAUGGAUCGGCACGAGCGCUAUGUUAGAGAGACAAAAGAAAGUGAAAGUGAAAUAUUAUUUAUUGGAGAUUCAUUGAUUGAGCACCUAGUUCAAACAGAUAUAUGGGAUCAAUUUAGUCAAAUGCAUGCCCUUAAUUUUGGAAUAAGUGGGGACAAAACACAAAAUGUUUUAUGGAGGAUUAAAAAUGGUGAGCUAGAUUUUGAAGAUAAUAAACCAAAAGCUGUAAUUUUGCUCAUUGGAACUAACAACACUGAGAGUACUGAAGAUAUUGUGGAUGGCAUUAUUGAAAUUAUUAAAGAAAUUCAAAUUAAAUUGCCCAAUUCAUACAUACUUGUCAUGUCUUUAUUUCCCAAAGGGCAGUAUCCAUGUCCUGAGAGGUCUAAAAUAGCAUCCAUUAAUUCCCUCCUUGCAGGUAAACUUUACUUUCCAAAAUUGGUUGAUUUGGAUCCUACAAUUGACCAAUCAAAAGACAAGAUAUUUUCUUCUUUAGUUCGAUUUGUUGAUUUAGAUCCUGGAUUUGUUCAAUCAGAUGGCCGGAUUAAUCACCAUGAUAUGUAUGACUAUCUUCAUCUGACCAAACGAGGGUAUGAAAGAGCCUUUUCACCACUUAUUCAUAUUUUACAAAAUCUCAUAUAUGAACAAAUAUGAGAAAUCAUUAAUCAUAAUUUAAUAUUUUCUAUAAUUAUAAUCAUGUAAAUAUUUGGAAAAAAUUGUAUUUUAAUUAAAUUCAAAUUACAUACAACAGAUAUUAUAACUAUAUGUCUUUAUACUUGAAAUCAAAUAAAUUUAAAAUUAUAACCCCCCUCCCCCCUUCUUUUUUACAAUGUUAGAUAUUAUCAGAACAUUGUAGUUGAAUUAAAACUUGAUUAUCCAUUUAUUUAAUAAUAUUUCUCUUAAAGCCACAAAGCAUUUAAUAAAAAUUACCUAAUCAUAAACAUCCUAACAUUAUAUUUGCUUAUUAGUAUAUUAUGUAUAUAAAUAUCCAAUUAUUUUGUUGUUUCAUAACAAUUUUUUGUUUAAGAUUUUUAUAGCUGUGAUUAGAUAUGUUUUUUUCUAGUUCAUUCCACCAUAUUUCAACCAACCUAUAAUCUCAGACCAAAUUCAUUUUCUUGGAACUUAGAAUUUAUAUGUCAUUUGUAUACUUUAUAUAAAUAUAUAGUCUAUGUUUCAUAUGUAAUUUAUAAAAAUAUUUAUAUUAUUUCAGAGUUUAUAGAGUUUUAUUUAUUUAAAUUAUAAAUGC
Messenger RNA from Gordionus sp. m RMFG-2023, 1326 nucleotides. Its product is annotated as platelet-activating factor acetylhydrolase IB subunit alpha2-like. NCBI's taxonomy places the organism in Eukaryota, Metazoa, Nematomorpha, Gordioida, Chordodea, Parachordodidae. The transcript is spliced from 5 exons. The coding region runs from base 30 to 734 and encodes 234 amino acids. Gene Ontology annotation, molecular function: phosphatidylcholine lysophospholipase A1 activity. The record is from RefSeq and is a predicted model, not a curated record.